UUCUACUCUACAGAUUUCUGCACUUAGAAAAAUAAGUAUAUAACUAGAGACAGAGAAGAGGGGAGAGGAAUAGACUUUCUUUCUUUUUCUUUUUCUUUUUUUUUUUUGAGAUGGAGUCUUGCUCUGUUGCCCAGGCUGGAGUGCAAUGGCACAAUCUCAACUCACUGCAACCUCUGCCUCCUGGGUUCAGGCAAUUCUCCUGCCUCAGCCUCCCAAGUAGCUGGGACUACAGGUGCGUGCCACCAUUCCCGGCUAAUUUUUGUACUUUUAAUAAAAAUGGGGUUUUACCAUGCUGGCCAGGCUGGUCUCGAACUCCUGACCUCAAGUGAUCCACCAGCUUCAGCCUCCCACAGUGCUGGGGAGGAGUAGAUUUUCUAUUGAGGGGAUAUAUAGCUUUUUUUUUUUUCAGGAAAGUAUUAAUAGUUCUUAGUUAUUUUUUAAAAGUCAUACAUGCCUGUGAGAAUCUGAUGAAAGCUAUGGCUCCUUUCUCCACAAAAAUGAAUAUACGUAUGCACCCAAUUGCAGGUGGUCCACAAGGUUGUCCGUGUCAGAAUGCCUACUCUGGGUUAAUCCGUGGGGAUUGUUCCUUGGGCAUUCAUUUGGCUGAGCGGGCACCAAGGUGGAUAUGGACUGGCAGGCAGUAACUCUGCAACAAGAUUAGGUUCUCUUUUUAAGGAAACCAGAGGCAAGAAGCCCAGCGGGCUGCACCUCUCAGGUCAGGUGGUGGCAGCACACAGUAUUAGGAGCAAUGCUCACUCAGGCACCAUGAAUAAGGGCAGAGGGGUAGGUAGGAACAGUAAGCCCUUCAAUGCAUUGCUGUUACCUCUGUGGGAAUUUGGGGAGGGAAGGGAAGGAGCCAAAGGUAUUUACUCUGAUUGGUCACCUGAGUAAACAUGGCAUUUACCACCUUGGUCACUUAUCUAUAUGUAUUUUUGGAGUGAACAAUAGAUCGGUGCCUGAAUACAGGGGAUGAGAGGCUAUGGAAUGUGGAAGGGUGGGAGGGCAGCACCUUCUUCUGCUCUUGACAGGGCAGGGAGGAUUAGAACAUCUCUGCAUCCCUCACACCCUCAGGUGCCUCAGCCUUGGUAGACUGGAAUUCAAUUCAGAGGCAGGUGAUCAGAGUAGCCAUCAAAUCACAAGAGGUUCAUGUAACAGUCGGCCAAGACUUUGGGACGUUAAAUACAUGCUUUUCUUUAAUUAAAUAAGACAGGGUUGUGUUGCUUUAACCUAUCAAAUUGCAAGUUGAUUCAAAAAUAGAAAAAGUAAGGAAUUAUUUGUGUAAAAUGGCCAAGAUUAGACAACUGGUCGUCUCUUUGUGGAGUAAUUCAUAGAUCAUGUUAAAAAAAUCCAUUUUUUUUUAAGAGAGAGAGGCUUGCUCUCUGUCACCCAGGCUGGAGUGCAGUGGUGAGAUCAUAGCUCACUGCAGCCUUAAACUCCUGGGCUCCAGCAAUCCACCCACCUCAGCCCACUUUUCAAUUUCAAAAUGAGUUAUUUUGUUUUAAAAGCUACUAAUUGGCUGUAACCAGUAGAAAUAUUUUCCUUCUGUUACAAAUAAAAUAACGAAAUUAAUGAGGCCUUUUGGGUUUUCUCUCCCGUUUAAACUCUCCACUCAAAGGAAAAUAGCAUCAUUUUAUUUUCUUAAUAUAAAAGUAAUGCGUUACUGAUUUAAAAACAAAUGAGCAGAAAAGUUUAAAUAAGACACUCCCACGAUCUAUCUCCUUUUCUAACAUCUUGCUCCACAUUUUACAGGGGGGCAGAAGAAAUUGGACAUUCAUGACUGGUGAUGGGGGAGGUAUAGAGAGAGACAGUUGGACUGGGACUAGAGAAGAUAAAAAAUUAUUCCUCGAAGAGGAAGAAAAGGCCAACGGACACGGGAGCAGAUACAGCCUCUUUCUGUAAACCAAAGAAAGGCAAAUUUCAACCACAAAGAGAAGCUACUUCUGGUCUCCGGGGUUGGCAAAGAGGAAAAUGAGUGGCAGGACCUGAUGUGUCAGGGAAGGAAGGGGAGGGCCGGCUUCUGCGGCGCUGCUGAUGGGAGUGGUAAUUGGGGUCCUGAUCUCACGGUUGACGUGGCCCUCACGUGAGCUGGAGCCGACGCGUGCAGACGUUCUUCUAAUUCUAGUCUUCGUUUGGUCCGGUUGCACUCUCCCUAUCACCCAGAGGGCGAGAGGGCCUGUGGCCUGGGGGAAGGAGGACGAGAUUACUGCCUGGAUCCCAGCAGGACGCUGUGCCAUUUGGGAACAAAGGAAUAGUCUGCUUGGAAUCCCUGCAGAUCUAGGGGCCGGAGGCCAGUCCAACCCUUGGAGCAGGAAGAAACGCAAAGUUUUCAAGAACCAAGUAGGUCAUAAUAAGGGUGAUGGCAUUAUUUGGGGAUGGAGCAUGGUGGCGACUGCAACUCGAGUAGGCCCGUGGACCCCUUCCAUGUCCCCCUCCUUCCUUCUUAUCUACACCAUUUCGGAGCUUGCAAAAGAAAUUGCUCUGCAGGUCAAGCUGCCUCAGAGCCGGCCAGCAGUAGCUGCAGACUCCGCCUGCGACGUGUGCGCGCUUCUCUGGGCCAGAGCGAGCCUGUUUUGUGCUCGGGUUAAGAGAUUUGUCCCAGCUAUACCAUGGGCCGCACUCGGGAAGCUGGCUGCGUGGCCGCUGGUGUGGUUAUCGGGGCUGGUGCCUGCUACUGUGUAUACAGACUGGCUUGGGGAAGAGACGAGAAUGAGAAAAUCUGGGAUGAAGACGAGGAGUCUACGGACACCUCAGAGAUUGGGGUUGAGACUGUGAAAGGAGCUAAAACUAACCUUGGGGCAGGGUCUGGGGCCAAACUUCAGGGUGAUUCAAAGGUCAAGCCUGAGGUGAGUUUGGGACUCGAGGAUUGUUCGGGUGUAAAAGAGAAGGCCCAUUCAGGAUCCCACAGCGGAGGUGGCCUAGAGGCCAAGGCCAAGGCCCUUUUCAACACGCUGAAGGAACAGGCAAGUGCAAAGGCAGGCAAAGGGGCUAGGGUGGGUACCAUCUCUGGGAACAGGACCCUUGCACCGAGUUUACCCUGCCCAGGAGGCAGGGGUGGAGGCUGCCAUCCCACCAGGAGUGGAUCUAGGGCCAGGGGCAGGGCAAGUGGAAAAUCCAAGGGAAAGGCCCGAAGUAAGAGCACCAGGGCUCCAGCUACAACAUGGCCUGUCCGCAGAGGCAAGUUCAACUUUCCUUAUAAAAUUGAUGAUAUUCUGAGUGCUCCCGACCUCCAAAAGGUCCUCAACAUCCUGGAGCGAACAAACGAUCCUUUUAUUCAAGAAGUAGCCUUGGUCACUCUGGGUAACAAUGCAGCAUAUUCAUUUAACCAGAAUGCCAUACGUGAAUUGGGUGGUGUCCCAAUUAUUGCAAAACUGAUAAAAACGAAAGACCCCAUAAUUAGGGAAAAGACUUACAAUGCCCUUAAUAACUUGAGUGUGAACGCAGAAAAUCAGGGCAAGAUUAAGACGUACAUCAGUCAAGUGUGUGAUGACACCAUGGUCUGUCGCUUGGACUCAGCUGUGCAGAUGGCUGGGCUAAGACUGUUAACCAACAUGACUGUGACUAAUCAUUACCAACAUUUGCUUUCCUAUUCUUUUCCAGACUUUUUUGCUUUGUUAUUCCUGGGAAAUCACUUCACCAAGAUACAGAUUAUGAAACUAAUUAUAAACUUUACUGAAAAUCCAGCCAUGACAAGAGAGCUGGUCAGUUGUAAAGUACCAUCAGAAUUGAUUUCCCUCUUUAAUAAAGAAUGGGAUAGAGAGAUUCUUCUUAAUAUCCUUACCCUAUUUGAGAAUAUAAAUGACAACAUAAAAAAUGAAGGGCUUGCAUCAUCCAGGAAAGAAUUCAGCAGAAGUUCACUUUUUUUCUUAUUCAAAGAGUCUGGAGUUUGUGUUAAGAAAAUCAAAGCACUAGCAAAUCACAAUGAUCUGGUGGUGAAAGUAAAAGUCCUGAAAGUAUUAACCAAACUCUAAUUUGGAGUCUGUCCCAAACAAUAUUGAGGUAUUUGCAGUUGGUACGAUGUGAUUUGUAAAUUCUUUGUUUUUCAUUGUGCAUAUAUGGUAAAGAGAUCUUUGCAGCUGCUAUUUUGGAAUAAUGAUUAUCAUAUAUCAUAACAGUGACUGAUGUUGGUUGUAACGGUUGGGUUUAGGAUGGACCAUUUUAAGGAUGCCAAGUGGAAUAUUAGUAUUUGUACACAGAAAGAAUUGAUUGAUUUGAUCUUAUUACCUAGAUUGAGAUUUUUUAAUCUUUCCUCUACCUAAACUGACAAUGAAUUAGUUAUACAUCAUGAAUAAGCUACACUUUUAUAUUAGUUUAUAUUUGUUAUUCUAAGACUUGUGUUUCAUCAAUAAAGUUGUGUUUUAAGCAGCAGAAAAAAAA
This is a messenger RNA of Symphalangus syndactylus (siamang), 4374 nucleotides long. It is a transcript of the gene ARMCX1, whose product is annotated as armadillo repeat containing X-linked 1. Gene Ontology annotation, molecular function: protein binding. Gene Ontology annotation, cellular component: mitochondrion. NCBI's taxonomy places the organism in Eukaryota, Metazoa, Chordata, Mammalia, Primates, Hylobatidae. The record is from RefSeq and is a predicted model, not a curated record.